Molecule: messenger RNA, 2751 nt
Organism: Frankliniella occidentalis (western flower thrips)
Lineage: Eukaryota; Metazoa; Arthropoda; Insecta; Thysanoptera; Thripidae
Gene: tsl
Product: torso-like protein
Exons: 4
Coding region: 69-1136 (355 amino acids)
Source: RefSeq, a predicted model, not a curated record
GCCCCUUUUGUGUCCGCAGGUGCUGUGCGUGCUGCGCGUGCCGCGCAGGUGCGCCGCGGCCGGGUAAGAUGCGCCGCGGCCCCCGGGGCCUCUGGCUGGCGGCCGCGUCGCUGCUGGGCGCCGUGCUGCUGUGCUCCGCGGCCCGGGCCGCCGCCGCCUCCUCGCUGCACACGGGCGCGGCCAUCAACGUCUUCAGCCGGUAUGGCUACUUCGCCAUCUCCAUGCGGGUGGUGCCCAGGAACGAGACGGACCGCUGGAUCUUCCGCGAGCCCAGCGUCAACGUCUUCAAGAACAUCACGGCCCUGCCGCCCAGGUUGCCGAGCGCGGCCGCUAGGCACAACGGCAGGGUGCCGGUGUUCGAGGGCGACUUCCACAUGGAGUUCUGCGACAAUCUCCGACAGCUGCUGCAGGCCUACUUCCGCGACUUUCAGGUAGAGCGACUGGAGCGGCCCUGGUCCGCGUUCACCGCGUCCUGGUCGCGCAACGCCAUGGCCAAGCACCUCGGCCUCAACGCCACGUACGUCGCCGGCUCGCACUGCUACGUCCUGGUGCGCGUCGCUCGUCACAGGGAGAGCGGUCGCAUGGCCCCCGCCCAGCCCGGGGUGCCCGUCGAGGACUUCGUAGCCAAGGACAGGGACCUAGUGGUCCCGGGAGACACGGAGUCGGUCGUGGAGUGGGUCAAGAGCUUCGGCAGUCACUACGUAACGUCGUACGUCACGGGGAACUCGCUGUACCAGGUGUUCGUGUACACGCCGCACAUCUAUCGGCGCAUCAAGGAGCGCCUCAAGACCCAGGGCGUGGCCGCGCUGUCGGCCGUCGAGCUGGCCAGCUACUUCAGCCCCUGGUACGCGGAGCACAUGGGGCGCAUCCAGUCCGCGUCGGGCAACUACACGGUAGAGGCGUGGGCGGCGAGCCAGCUGCUCGUCAAAUUCUACUUCUUCACCUACCCGAGCCUCAUCAAGCUGCACGGAGACGUCGGCCUGCUCAAGACACUGGACGGCCUGCUGCAGAACGAGGCCGUGCUGCAGCUGGACCUGCGCACCCUGGCGCCCGUCUUCCAGAGUCCAGAGAGGCGGCACUGGUUCAACGAGGUCGUAGACAACCAGCUCAAGCUGUGGGAGGUCAACAUGUCGUGAAGCGCCAUGUCACCAUCCCCGACUCCCUCCCCUCCUUACCUCUCCAGUCGUGGCGCCGCGCGGCGCCGCGCGGCGCCGUGCGGCACCACCACCACCAAGUCGUGACCAGGGUCCGGCGGGGCAAGGAAGCACGAACUGAAGUGGGGCAGCAGCAGCGGCUGGUGAAAGAAAGAAUGAAGCAUGUGUUUGUUGUCGGCAGUCAUAUAUACACUUGCAUUAGUUUGGCCCAAACUCUGGGCUAUCUGGCAGCUCUCCUUCCCGACCCUGCGUCCAAAGCAGUCCUGGACAAGUCCAGGACAACCAGCUCAAGAUGUGUGAGGCCAGGGCGGCUCACCCGCCUCACCUCGCCUCUCCUCUCGACCUUUCUUCUCUAGUCUGCAAUAAACAACCCUGGGUGCUACGCCAUGCGGUGUGAGGGUGACCUUCCACCUUUUUUGAGGAAUCUUGAACAGGGUCCUCAAGCCAGUCCUCAACUGUACAUAAACGUGUUUUUUUUCACUCACAAAAAAAGUGGUUAUUUUUAACCAUUUUACUUUUGCCUUAUAUUAGUAUUGAUUGAUUGUUGUAACUCCAGUGAUGAUUUUAGUUUACUUUAGAAUUACAAUUUUCUAGAUAGUACUUUUCAGCAUUCUAUAUUUUUCAAUGCUGCUUUUUAUUGCACACAAAUAAAGUCGGUUUUAGUUCAUUAGGGCUGUGCAUAGCAAUAGCUACACUAUGGAAUAUUAAAUUACUUACAUGCAACAGAAAUGUUUGCUAUAAUGACAUAAAAUUUUCAUGUAAGAAAAAUAAAAUCUGAAUAAGGUGGACCUACAAUAAAAAAAAAUAAAAAAAAUCAGAACAUGGUGUAAAAUGGCAUUGAAAUAGAAUGGAAAUUAUAAAGUCUUACCUCAACAAUUUCCGUUACAUGUUCAGAGAAAUAUUCCACUUUCUCAUUUUUCCAGUGACAGCCAAUGGCAAACUGCAUUAUUUCAGUAGGUAGAAGACCUACUACCUAAAUUUUAACUGAGAUAUAGCUUGUGUUGGCUUGUAUGAUAGUUAUGUAAAUAUUGUACAUACCCUUAAAUGUUUUAGUUGAUUUCUCAUAGUCCACUGUUAAUGUUAUUUGUUAAGUACCCUGUGAUAGUUCUUCCAAAUGUCUUCUGAGUUUGUGUGUGUAUCAAGCACUGGGCCCCAACUGAACUGAAGCCCUACAAUACAAUCAAGACACACAAAGUGACUUUGCUUUCACCAAGGUAUAGAGAAGGUCUGUUCAGAAUUUUUUUUAAAGUGGAUCUCACGGUCAGCCCUUUAAAAAAGAAAAAUCGCAAAUGUUAGUUCCAUUUACAUAGUUGAUUAAACCUGUGCAUUUGGCUAAGAAAAGGCAUUCAUUGGUUUUAGAUUUCAUUGUUUAUUUAAACUUGACACUCUUUCAGAAUAACAACUAGGAAGAAUGUGACUACAAUAUAUGUAAUAGUAUGCAUUUAGUAGAAUAGGUUACAGGGUAAAUUUGAGUCGGUUUGAGUCCUCCAAACUACUUUCAAAUCUAUUGUAUUGAACAUUUUGGAAUUCCAUAUUUCUAAGCUGACCAGGAUGAAAGAAAACUCGUUAGGGCACAUUAUGAUAGAUUACAAAGAUU